Molecule: messenger RNA, 8016 nt
Organism: Leucoraja erinaceus (little skate)
Lineage: Eukaryota; Metazoa; Chordata; Chondrichthyes; Rajiformes; Rajidae
Product: transmembrane channel-like protein 5
Exons: 24
Coding region: 4391-7177 (928 amino acids)
Cellular component (GO): plasma membrane
Molecular function (GO): mechanosensitive monoatomic ion channel activity
Source: RefSeq, a predicted model, not a curated record
UCGGCCUGAGGCUCCGCCCGCUCCGCUCCGCCCGCCUCGGUUUCUCCAAAGUCCCUCCCUCACACACAGGUUGUCAUGAACAAAGAUCGUGUCAUGAGGACAUGGAGAUGGAAACCAAAGGCUCCUCUAGUAUAUUUGAUGGGAACGAACGAGCCUCAGUCACGUUGGAGGCGAUGUUCAACCAUUGCCAUCACCAGCUGGGCCAGACUUACAUCACUGCACAGGCAUGGCCAUGGCAUUUCAGGACAGCUUCCUCACUGCCCACCUGCAGUGUCCCCCAGCUACCUGGGCCAGGUGACACACCAGAAGGUAGGCAUCAAUGCCAGUUGGUGCCACAUUGGUGAGGCCUGUUUGCACAUAUUGUUGUGUGGCAUCAAUGAGAUUCCACUGUACAGCAUCUAGUAACUGGGAGUGUAACCAUGGCAUGGGUGAGUGUGCUCCCUGAAUAAGCUGUGGGACAUGGUGGUGUUUGUGGGGGACAGGGUCGGAAAUGGGGUCAUGAUCUCCAGAAAACCAGACUGCAUUAACAUUAUUCCAUCCUCCAGCUCCAGUACUUACCAAACGGAUUGGUUUUGAAGCACAGGCACCUCGCAUCUGCUCUCUUGUCUGAGCACGGUGCUGCUCCUGCUGCAGAGCUGAAUGAGGCAUGUGAUCAGGUUCUGUAUCUUCACUCAAGUUCAAGGGGGAUCCGUCUCCUCAUCAGAGGGAACAGUCGAUUGACGUGCAGGAUGCUUUUCCUGCAGGAGAAUUAUGAGUUAAUCAUGGAUUACGUGUCUGACGUGCCCAUGAGGGGGUCUCGCUGCUCAGUACAGUCAGCUGCUUGCUGGUAGCUUCAUAUUAUGGCAGAGGAGCCCAUGUAUCAGAGAUUGAUCGCUUCGGAUGAAACUGCAAAGAAGCAGAAAGCAGUGGCCUGUGCAUCCAUGCUGUGUCAUCCCAACCAAUAUGUCCGGUUGAAUUGCUGCCAAGUCAUUGCAAAGAAUUGUGCACCAUGCCUCCACAUUCCUCAGUUUACACAUCCUCCUGUGAGAGAAUUGAGAUGGACUCCUCUCAGCUCCUUAUCAUCUCAUGGUCAGGCCAGGCAGCCCUGUCAUUGCUCCAGACAUUAAUAAUGGAAAGCAAGCACACAACAGAUGAAUUAACAGGUGUCUACCAUCAGUCCUCACUGGAGGAUAUAAAUAACAACCCAGGCUAGAAGAAAUUAGGGAAUUAGAACACAGGGUGAAAUUUUAAUCAUCAAGAAAGAAAGAGACAAAGUGCCACAAGGUGUAACUCAGCAGGUCAGGCACCAUUUCUGGAGAACAUUGAUAUGUGAUGUUUCGUGAUUCAGGCAACCUGUCUGAAAAAAAGUCCCGACCCAAAAUGUUGCCUAUCCGCGUUCUCCAGAGAUGCUGCCUGACCCGCUGAGUUACUUCAACACAUUGUGUCAUUUUUUGUAAACCAGCAUCUGCAGUUCCUUGUGUGCAAUCAUCAGGAAUGUGACUCUGGGAUAUGAACAAAUUGUUGGAACUGCAAGUUAUCCUUGGUCUCAAAUGAAAUGUCUGAUAUGAGAGUUGAUGCAUCGAUUUUAUUUUUACAAAAUUCAUGGGAUUUGUGGAAGGUUCCAUUAGAUUAAAAAUUGUAUAUAACUCCUAUUGCCAAAAAAGAAUGGAGACAAAAUCAAUCAAACUAUAAGCCAGCAUUAGUAGUAAUUAUCAAAGAUAUUAUAACAUUUGAAAAUUCCAAUAUGAUCAUGUACUGUCAAUGUGCUUUAAUGAUACGGAUGUUGUGCUUGUCCAAUUUAUUAGAGUUCUGUGGAUUACAGGGAACCUGUGGAUUAUUACAUUUAAAUUUCCACAAGUGUUGAUAAAGUGUUGUGUCAAUGGUUAUUGCGGAAAAUAAAACCUAAUGAUGUAAGAGGCAAUUGUGGACGGAUGGUCGGUUAACCAACAGGAAACAGAGGGUUGGCAUAAAUGGGUCUUUUUUCUGUUAGCAUGAUUUAAUGUGUGGUGCCCCACAGGGACUGAUACUAAGACCUCAGCUUUCUACAAUUUAUAUAUGUCAUUGACUUGAAUUAAGGCCAAGGUAUGGGUAGUAAAUUUGCUAAUGUGAUAGGUAGGUUAUGAAGAGAAAAGAAAGAGUUUUUUCUGUGGCUGAAAAUUGGAAAUAUAUUGGGCAAAUCUCCACCUGAGGUCCAUCCUACUGAAAUGAAGAACUUGAUGAUUACUUAGUAAAUGAAAAACAAAGAUGUAAGUUACUGAAACAAAGAAACUAUAGCUACAGUGUCAAGUCAUAGAGCUGUACAACAUGGAAACAGCCCUUCGGUCCACCUUGUCUACUAUGCUAACUUGGUCCUAUUUGCCUGCAUUUGGUCCAUGGCCCAAUAAAUCCUUCUUAUCCAUGUUUUCUGUAUUUUACGUAAGGAAUGCAUAUUUUUUGAUAUUUUUGGCCUGAAUUUGAACAUAUACUUAGUUGACAUCAACUUCAGAAUAUGUACCUUCAUGUGCUUGACUAUAAGUAUACAUAUAGUUAUAUCAGGUUAAAGCAGAUACAUUAUACAUUGGUAUACAUGACAAUAAACUAAACAACAUCAUGUGAACCGCCUGUAAGAAGAGACUUAGAUUGUAAAUCUGCCCUUCUCUGGUACAAAGAUUUGCAUCAGUACUCUGCCGGGUUAUUAUUACUUGCAGUUGUGUGUUUUCUUUUAACAAUGUUCCCCAUUGGCUAAUCUAAUGAUCAUAAUUGCUAACCAAAUGGUUGACAUUUAGAGAUAUGGACUCAUUUUGUAUUCUAUAAAAUACUUGAAUGCUUUGCAGUGUUUAUGCAUAGGCUUAUUCAUUAACAAUUGAAAUUAAUUCCUGAGGUCAGUAUGUGUCUCGUGCUUUAAAACAUUUAUCUCAGUUAAAUUUAAAACCGUCUUUAGUGCCUACGUGAUCCAUUUCAAUAUAUCAAAUGUUAUCAUUUGGGUUUGAACACAGCUGACGUGACCUGCUCUUGUGCUCACCUCCUGUGUACUUUGUGGCCAUGUGCCUCGUGGCCACCUCAUGGUCUCCAUUCCACCACUAUCCUUGAGGUCGAACACCAUUUAGGGCUAAUGACCAGAGCCUGGAUGAUACUUCCUGAGGCCAACCAGCACCACUUGGUGCCCUCUGUCAGCCUAUUUCACUGUUUAAUUUAGUUUUGUUUAGAGAUACAGAGCAGAAAUAGGCCCUUCGGCCCACCAAGUCCGUGACGACCAGCGAUCCCCGCACACUAACACUCCCCUACACAAACUAGGGGCAAUUUAAACGUUUUACCAAAGCCAAUUAACCUACAAACCUGUACAUCUUUGGAGUUUGGAGAAAAACCAGAGCUCCUGGAGAAAACCCACAGGGAAAACAUACAAACUCCAUACAGGCAACACCCGAAGGCAGGAUCAAACACGAGCCUCUGGCACUGUAAGGCAGCAAAUCUACCGCUGCGACACUGCGCCAUCCCCUUUUAAUGCUUCCAAAUAUUUCUGAUAAAAUGUAAGAUCGAUCCUGACUUCCGAUGCUGUCUGUGUGGAGUUUGCACGUUCUCCCUGUGACCGUGUGGGUUUUCCCCGGAUGCUCAGGUUUCCUCCCACAUCCCAAAGGCGUGUGAGUUUGUAGAUUAAUUGGCCACUGUAAAUUGCCAUUGUGUGUGGGAAGUGGAUGAGAAAGUAGGAUAACUUAGACUAGUGUGAACAGGUCUUAGGUGGUCAAUGUGGACUUGGUGAGCUGGUCCUAUUAUGUAUAUUUAACUAAGCAAAGCUAAUGGGGCAAUCUACAUAAACACUAAACGUUAACAAAUAAAAAUAGAAAUUGUGUUUGAAAAUACAUUUAAGUAUUACUUUAUAAUAUGCAGUUACAAAACAAAAUAAGCUACAAUUUAACUGAAAUUAUAUAUUUUAUUAAAAGUAGCAACAUAAAUUUUGUUGUGUGGACAUGCUGGCUGUGUUUUGUGAACUUUGAAUACAUUUCUUGGUGAUUUUUGCCGGAUUGUGCAAUUUACUUAAUAUCUCGAAGCACUGUUCUACCUGAAUGACCCGUAAUUCCAUAUUCUAUUCCUGGGAACAUCGUUUUUCGCCUCAGUCCGAGUACACGUUCGGGCGAUUAACUGUGUCAGGUGAGUGGGAUGGACGGCUGGUUCCGGGAGGAGGGGAUUUCAUCACCAUUUGUUUCCAUGGAGCCAACAUCGCCACGUUAAAACUUCAGGGAGAAUGCAGAAUCGACAAUAAGCGCGAGUAUGGAGAAUUGCCGAUAAAACAAGCCGGUGUUCUAUUUCUCUUUUCCAGCAGCGGGAGUAGUUCAAGUGCAGUAGUUUGGUGAUUAACUGGUUAGAUGCCUCAACAGAAGCAAACACCUUUGCCUUUGGACUAGAAAACCCCACCCAAGAAAGAUUUUUUUGCACAAUGAGCCAGCAGGAAGAGAAUGAGUGCUUUGAAAACUAUGCAUAUCACCACUCCGAAACGCUGGAAAUGGACAGAGGUACACGGGGACCAUCUACAGCCCACGCAACCCCACUGCCAUCUUCCUACCAGCGGGAUGUGUUUCAAUCAUCAGAUGUUUGGAGAAAUUGUGGGCAGCCAGAGAUUAUACAAAUGACAACAAUUGGCAGAGAACACAGGGAAUCAACACCUCCAUUCAAUCAUAUGAAUGCAAAUGAGAAUAACACUGGAUAUGUUAAUCCUGGGUUUGAGCCCAUUGCAGAUGAUUCCUAUGGCUCUGUUUCAUCAACGUACUCUGCAAGUCAUUGCCAAGAUUCUUCAUUCAUUCCCAGCCUCGACAGACAUGUUCAAAUUUUAAACAUGGAGCCAAAAACGUAUCCAGAUUACAAAUACAUUGAAACGCAUAAACCUCCACAAGAUGUUCCUCAGACACCAGGCAAAAUAGAGGAAGAUGCAUCGACAAAGAUCUCCAGUCAGCUAACGAUAAAUAUCGAUGAAAUCACUGUCUCAAAUUUGAACAAACAUGAUGAACCGCAUUGGAGAGGGAAGAGGCGCAUAAGUAUUGGUGCUGUAAUACGGAUGGCAUCCUUGGUUGGUGUGAACGAACUGGAUAGAAUACCAGAACGUGAGCUGAGAGAAGAGGAGACAGAAGAAAGGAAGGAGCUUAUUGCUGAACUGGUGACCUUAUCAUCCAGUGAACGGGCAAGGGCCAUCCUGGAAUUGACAGUGGGCUUGGAUGAGAAACGAAAGAUCAGAGAACAGGUAAAUAUGGAGAUUGGGCCAAAGUCAAUGGAAAGAGAAUAUCAGAUAAAUAGCUGCACCCAGCUUCUGGCUAAAAUAUUAUCUACUCUUCGACGCUUCCGUGAAAACGCGAUUGAAAUUUUCCAUUCAAUUCAUCCGUUGCAUAGAUCCUUGAAAGUUAUUGGGGGCAAGUUCGGAACAGGAGUUCUCACUUACUUCACCUUCCUCAAGUGGCUCCUUUCGUUCAACAUCCUUACCUUCCUCAUUAACACCAGCUUCAUCACCAUUCCUCAGUUCUUUGAUUUGGUUCCCAACAACCGCUCUUUCACGGGCUUGGAGCUUCUCAGUGGUGCAGGUUAUUUUACACAUACGGUUUUUUAUUAUGGGGUUUACACCAAUGCCAGUAUUCAUGCAGGCCAUGCAGCAGGAGUAUAUAACAUGCAACUUGCUUAUUUCCUCACCUUUGGGGUCUGCAUGCUGAUGUGCUUUCUAUCUCUAGUGUUCAGCAUGGCAAAGUCAUUCAAUGAAAACUUCAUAGCAAUCGGCACUUUCUCUGGUGAGGCAGCCAAGCUUCUGUGUUCAUGGGAUUACAACAUAACGAAUGAGAAAACCGUGCAGCUGAAGAAAAGGAGCCUCAGCACACAGUUAAAGGAAAUGCUAUCGCACAAGAUGCAUUACAAGAGACAACUAACGCGAAACCAGAGGAUUGUAAGAUAUUUAAUUCACCUGAUGACUUGGAUUAUUUCGUUGGGUACAACGUACGCCUGCUGUUUUGGAGUUUAUUCCUAUUCUGUUUCUAAUUUUCAGGUUAUUGAAAAAAAUGCAAUGGAGGAAGACUUGCAAAAACAAGCAAUAACAUUGAUCUUGCCUUGUCUGGUAUCAAGCAUUAAUCUAUUUGUACCCUUAUUCUUCUCUUUCCUCGGUUUGAUGGAAAGAUUCAAAUAUCCAUGGCAUGAGAUCUAUGUCCUUAUUAUCAGAAAUGUGUUGCUGAAAAUGUCAAUGAUUGGAGUUCUGUCUUACUACUGGUUGGUGACAAUAGCAAAUAAUAUGGAGUGUUGGGAGACAUUUGUGGGUCAAGAACUCUACCGACUUGUCGUGACGGAUUUCAUCUUCUCUUUGUUCAGUUCCUUCUUCGGGGAAUUCAUUCGAAGCGUGAUAGGAACACAUUGCUGCCCAAAGCUCGGAAAGCCAGAAUUUGACAUUGCAAGGAAUGUGUUAUCAUUAAUCUAUGCUCAAACACUUGGGUGGAUUGGAAUAUUCUUUGCACCUCUUUUACCAGCAAUACAAAUUAUUAAAUUUUUCAUGACGUUUCAUGUUAAGAAGGUGAGCCUGAUGAUGAAUUGUCAGCCACCACGCAUGGCUUGGCAGGCUAGCCACAUGACCACAAUCUUCAUCUUACUCCUGUUCUUCCCUGCCUUCAUUGGGGUUCUUUGCCUGAUAGGUGUGAUUGUGUGGAAACUGAGACCCUCUAAGUUCUGUGGGCCAUUCAGAGGAUUAAUCACUGCCUAUAGUGCAGUCUCUCAUUUUAUUAAUGAGAAGGUGACCCGACUGGAGUGGCUCUCAUGGGUCUACAAAAACAUGGUUCUGAGCCCACUAUUCUACUUCACCCUAUCCAUCAUUGUGUUUGCUUUUAUCUACCUGUAUUGGCAAAUUAUCGAUGGGCGUAAAGUGAUGGUAAAACUCUUACAAGGGCAAAUUAUCAAUGAAGGAAAAGACAAAGCAUAUUUGCUACAAAAACUCACUGCCUUGAGAAUAAAGGAAGAUAAUGGAGGGAGGAUGAAGUCAAUAACAUUUGCGAAAGAGCCUGAUCAGCAGAGUGGGGGAGGAAGCGAAAGCCAAUUCAACAAACAAAGAUUUGUUGAUGAUGCCACGUCAACCAGCGACAUGGAAGUUUGGAGUGUGAUUAGUGAAAAAGAUCAGGAUCGUGGCUCAAGUAUAAUAGAGUCAGGCUCCGCUCAGACACUGGCAUUAGCUGCCACGCAGCAGGUUGAGCAGGAGCAGCCGCAAUAACCAUUCCCAAGACAGUUCCUAGUGCGCUGUGCCACCCCAGGAAUCCCCACAAGAGGACUUGCCAGCACCUUAUCCGAUGAAAGACUCUCACAGAUUGCAGCCACGCUUGCCACUCAGUCACUGACUACAGUUGAGCUCUUGGUGGCUUCUGCCCAGGUACUUUCAUACAUCCACUGGAUCACUGCCAAACUUUACACAAAUCCUUUGCAGACUUUGCUGGUCCAAAUAAUCGGGAGCAUUUUCAAUGGUUGUCCAUGCUAAUAAAUAUGACUCCAUGCUCCACGAUGCAUCACUAAAAUUGUAAAUUACAUAAUCUAACCCAAUGAAGUUAUAUGCCUAGAAAUCCGGAUCAUGUAACCUGCUGCCUGGCGCUGUGGGGUUAAAAUCUAUUCCACCAGGGAUUGAUCACAUUUACAACCAUUUCCAAGUUGAAUUAAAUCAAGGGAUGAUUUGACUAGAGAGAAGGAGAAACUGUUUGUAAGUCACCCUAGCACACUCCAAGGCAGUUUCUGUGUCAAAACCAAGCCAGAGAAUUUGGGCCUUGCUGCUUUGGGACACCUGUAUGGCACAUUACAGGUCUUACAGCUUGGGUGAACUGCAGAAAGCAAGAUGCCUUCCUCACCGAGUAGCCCCCUCACUGCCACUUCUGGCAACUCACCACCACCCUGUUGCCGACCUCUCCCAGCCACUCUCCUUCCGCCCCCCCCCCAGGCACAACUGGAUCUUUGGUCAACCCACAAAGUUUGGCCAAGGGAGAAGAAUCUUGGGCAACACAGUUCACGGUUAAGAAUACAUGAGGCCCAGUAACUUGACAUUGAGGCCAAGUAACUUCACCUUGA